Oncorhynchus kisutch (coho salmon) is the source of this 5608-nucleotide messenger RNA. Its product is annotated as protein HEXIM-like. The record is from RefSeq and is a predicted model, not a curated record. Bases 488 to 1603 code for a protein of 371 amino acids. NCBI's taxonomy places the organism in Eukaryota, Metazoa, Chordata, Actinopteri, Salmoniformes, Salmonidae. Gene Ontology annotation, biological process: negative regulation of transcription by RNA polymerase II; negative regulation of cyclin-dependent protein serine/threonine kinase activity. The transcript has a single exon. Gene Ontology annotation, molecular function: 7SK snRNA binding; cyclin-dependent protein serine/threonine kinase inhibitor activity. Gene Ontology annotation, cellular component: cytoplasm; nucleus; nucleoplasm.
GUUGGUCAUGGACGGUCUCGCUAGUAAUUUACCUACAUUGGAACUACAUAUCCCACAAAACAAGUAGAGUCAAGAAAAGCAGCAUGCGCACUGGCGGUGGUAGAGUUGAUAUAAAACCGCGAACUCAUUCUGUGGUAGCAUACUGGACAGUCACUGUUGUGGAGAUGAAAUACGAACCUGAGAAGGAUUACUAGCGGCACCGAAAUAGUUAACCUUAGUUCGCUAGCUAGCUACAGUAGCUCUGACGAAUCAUUCGAGAAGUAACAAGUGUUACCAUUCAUAACUUUGUUUUUAAGAGUAGCGAUAGUGACCGUUUCGAAAGUUAGCUAAACAUUUCUUGUCAAGUAAAUGUUGCUCAUAUUAAGACACAGAAACAGUAUACUUAGCAAAAGUUUGCAAAAUAUAUUUUAAUUAACAUUUAGUUUAAUUCGCACAGAGACAACGGUUGACAUGUGGUAAGGCGAACAGCCCAACAGCAUACAUCAGGAUGACAGAACCGAUCAUUGAGAAGACCCAUCACCUGAAAACUUCAAAUACCCCAUCAAGUGGGAGAGGAAGAGUUGUGGAGCAUCCCCAAACCAAUGAGAGCCGUGGACUUGAGACUGGCGGUAGGGGGCGAUAUGGAGAUAAACAGCAGCAAGCAGAGAGUGACGGCGGGGUUAUCCCUGCAGACAAGUUGUGGCAAAUGCAAGGCGGGCAGAGGGAGGUGUGCCCAAGAUUCGUUGCCGGAAAUGCACUUCCUAAGUGCCCAGCAGCAACACAGCCCUGCCAGGAACCCGGAGCAGAUGCAGCCGGAGAGGGUGGCCUCGUAGCCCACGGAAAUAGUGGAGAUGGACCGCACGAGGAGACCCUGAGUCAAGUGCAAGGCGAGUGUGGGAAGAGAACCGACUCUGGCUCUCCAGGCGCCGGGGCAGCUGUAGAUGCGCGUCAGGGCAAGAAGAAACACAGGCGUCGACCAUCCAAAAAGAAGCGUCAAUGGAAGCCCUAUUUUAAACUUUCUUGGGAAGAAAAGAAAAAGCUUGACGAGCGAGAGACCGAACGAGCGUCCCGAGUGAGAGCAGAGAUGUUCGCGAAGGGGUUGCCCGUUGCCCCCUACAAUACAACGCAGUUCCUUAUGGAUGAACACGACCGAGAGGAACCGGAUCUGAAUACCGAAAGUGGUCCCCGACGUCAGUUGGGGACUGGUGCUCGCCCAGAGGACACCGCAAGUGAGGACGAGCUUUUCGAUGUGGAGGAGGAGGAGGACUAUGGCAGCGGUGGUGGCAGCGACGGCAUCGGGAGGCCUGGAAACGCAGGUGGGGAGUUUCUUCAGAGAGACUUUUCCGAGACCUACGAGAAAUACCACAUCGAGAGUCUUCAAAACAUGUCCAAGCAAGAGCUGGUUCAAGAAUACCUGGAGCUGGAGAAGUGCAUGUCCCGUCUGGAGGAAGAGAACACCCGCUUGCGGCGCGUAACCAACCCGGACAUCACAGAUGAUAACCAGGUGCCCCAGUCGAAUUCGGCGCGGAUCAGAGAAUUGGAGGGUGAAUUGGAGAGACUGAGGGCGCAGAACAGUGAGCAACGUCCGCAGAGCAAGGAGCAGAUUGUCACAUUAGGUGACUAGAAAUGGAUAGAACCAGGUAAAAUAUGGAAACGAGGGGACUAAACAGGACUUUAAAAAAGUGUCACCAGUUUGUUAACUCUGGAAGGUUCAGUGACGGUCCGUAAAUUGCGUUGCAAAAUUUGAGCAUUCUUUUCUAUUUGGACUGUAAGGUGCCUGUUUAAAGUUUUUGAAUAAGUAAUGUAUAUAUUUAAAAUUAUUUUCUUUUUUAUAAAGAGAAUGUAUUUGGAAAUACGUUGUUUUUGUUUCCUUGGUAUGCAUGCAUUAAAAUACUCUAUCCCACAAUUUGUUAAAUCAGCAGGACUGUUUGUCCAAAUGUAACAUUUGUUUAAAAAAAAAAUGCUUCUUUUGAGAAUUUCAAAUAACUUUCCCAAAAUGAAAUGUGCAAAUUAACAUGUACACAAACAAUUUUUUUUUCUUUUUUCGUAGGGGGUAAAUAAAGAUUUUGCCUGAUACCAACAAAGUAUUUGGCUAUUAUCUGCAAGCCAUUUUACAGCUAUCGACUUACAUCAAUUUCUUUUCACUAUUUAGGCAGAUGUAAAGUGAUGGAAUAUGCCUAGUUUUUCAGAUUCAUUCAGAUGUGUCUUUACUAUCCAUAGAUGAACCACUACCAAAUCAGGUAAGUUGUGACUGCAUCACUCAUUACCACUAUAGAAAUGAUAUGCAGGUUGCAUAAUGCAACCAUUGGUAAACAACUGCCAAGAAUCUACAGCCAUAUAUUUAGAUAUGCAGGGUUGGGGAGUAACUGAUUAGGAAGUAAUCUGAUUAAGUUAGUUUGGGUAAUCCAAAAGUUACAUUGAUUACAAUGUUGGACAGGUAACUAAAGGAUGACAUUUAGAAAGUAUUUAUUUUAACUAGGCAAGUCAGUUAAGAACAAAUUCUUAUUUACAAUGACUGCCUACCCCGGCCAAACCCUGACGAUACUGGGCCAAUUGUGUGCCGCCCUAAGGGACUCCCAAUCACAGCUGGUUGUGAUAUAGCCUGGAAUCGAAUCAGGGUCUGUACCCAACCCUGGAUAUGUCUGUAGCUGUUGGUUUUGUGAGGUCUCAUGACAUAUCCUUACAAAAGCUAUUUUCUACUCCAACUCUCAAUAGGUCACCUCUUGACCUGUCUCAGUGGUAUGUGAAAUGGACCUAAUGUUGCAGGCUAAAGCUCAUUGAGCAGAUGACUCCGACUUGCUAAAAUAGCCUUUCUAAACAAGGCAAGGGUCCUAUUGGAGUUGCAUUGCCCUACUUCCAUGGUAUAAUUUGGGAUAUGUAACUUAUUGGGCCAAGGGUAAUCAACGCAUGUCAGGGAAGAACUGUCACUUUUUCAUUACAAUUUGCUAUUACUCAUAAAAUGAGAUUGGUAGGCUUAACAUUCACAUUGAAUUCAUUCAAAACAAAUCCAAUGCAGGUCAAUGAAAUUAGUAAUUUUUGUUCUCCAGGUCCAAAUCAUUCUAAAGUAUCCAACAUUGAGUGUUGCUCAAUUAAGUUACUUAUGUAUGAAACUGGCCAGGUAAAACAAACCAAUGCAUGGAUUGCUGUCAUACCUUGUCCAUAGACUUACAGGGUAAGGAAACAAAUAUAUAAUUUGGGUGAACUAUCCCUUUAAAGAGAGGAAAGAUAAUAAUAAAAAAUAGAUAAGUAACGCUGACCCAUUUAGCCUGGUUUCCGACUCAGAGAUGAAAUGUUGUCAAGAACAUUGACACAAAGUUGGAAAUACACUUCUGUGUCAAUAUAUUCCAAAAUGGUACAUUUUAUGUACAACGUGGGCUGUGGGCAGAGCAAAAUCGCUUACCAACUAGUUGUUUGUACUUAGAUUGCUAGCUAAUUGAUAACAUACCUCUGUCUAAAACGCAGGUUUGGUAACUAGCUAUAUGGCUGGUCAAAAUAUGCAUAUAUUUACCAUGCUAGGCCAGCUAACGACUUCCUUGUUUUUAGCAGGACUUUGCUAACUUGUUAGCUAGCUAGGUUUUACGCAGAUUUACACACUUAAAUUCUCCCAAUCAAACGAGGUUUACCGACAUACAAUACACUGAAACAAAUGUAUACAAAACUUCAGGAAUCUUAAUUGAAUCUGAUAUAAUUUGCACCGAUUUCGAGUUGUCAGGUCCUCUCUGGAUGCAUUCAGGGAAGUGUGGUGCAAGACUGACUGCUCUACAGCAUAAUUAUGGGUAAUGUAGUUCCAAGAUUCACCCGUGAUGGGAAAAAAAUUUACAGCAUUUUUUAUUGUGGUGCAGGAUGCAUUGGGUGGAUGCCAAUCAGUGGUGUCACAAACCUCGGUUCCACUUUUUUUGUUUGUGAAUUCAUUUUAUUCAUGUUAACUGACAUCCUUCCCAAUUUCAAUGAAAUAUCUGAAACUGUUGCCUGGAAUGACACAUGUCAGCAAUGAUCACAGAAUACUAUUGACAUUAAACAUUUCCAAAAUUAUCAAGCAACUGCAAAACAUUUUAAAAACUUAAUUCUGUUUAUUUACAUCAUAUAACCUUGCUUUGAAGCAAAAUGCCAUCAAAUGAAAUGGUUCCAGGUGGAUAACCUUUAGACAGGACAUUUUCUUAGAAGAUUGUUUACUCAAAGCAAUUCAAAAUGUACUUUACACAAUACAAUAUGUUACAUAUCAAUACAAUAUGUUACAUAUCAAUACAAUAUGUUACAUAUCAAUACAAUAUGUUACAUAUCAAUACAAUAUGUUACAUAUCAAUACAAUAUGUUACAUAUCAAUACAAUAUGUUACAUAUCAAUACAAUAUGUUACAUAUCAAUACAAUAUGUUACAUAUCAAUACAAUAUGUUACAUAUCAAUACAAUAUGUUACAUAUCAAGACAAUAUGUUACAUAUCAAUACAAUAUGUUACAUAUCAAUACAAUAUGUUACAUAUCAAGGCAAUAUGUUACAUAUCAAUACAAUAUGUUACAUAUCAAUACAAUAUGUUACAUAUCAAGGCAAUAUGUACAAAAUAUCAGACAUAAUAACAAACAUAAGGUAUAUCACACUUCAAGAAACGGACAGCUAAACACACAUUGAGUGUUGUCAGAAUUUUCUAAAAAUGUUUUGUAUUUCUCUUUUUGAUGAAGGCAUGAGCAGUUUGGUUCAGCUCUGUUAAGCUGUAUGUCUCCUAUUGGCUGACAGUUUAAAUGUAUACAGUUAGUUCAUCAAACAAAAUCUAAUGCAAAUGAGUUGGUACCAUAUUACCCUGUUCUAGGUAUUGAUUACCCUUACUUAGGGCUUGUUAUGUGAACCAUACAAAACACUGUCCACAUGAAAGAACCACUGUGUGUGAGAAAAGCAGGUGAGAGCACCAUACCUUCCCUCCCCUUGCAGCAUCAGGUGUUCUGCUGUUUGUUAGUGCUUGUUAGAUGCAAACCGACUGCAUAGACAAGUCCUUGGCCAGACACAGUGUGCUUUUAAUGGCCUCCCAGAGAGGCUGCUCGUAUGUAUGAUACACGUCUUUGGGUCAGCGGAUAAGAUGUCAGCACAGCAACGGGAAGAGAAUGGAUUCAGCUUAUAACUAGAUGUGAAGGUUGAGGCUUCUGGCAUUGAGAGUCUGGAAUAAUGAGGGUUAAUGGGGAGGUGAGGAAUGGCCAUGGCACGGCAGAACAAAACACUCUAGAAAUCAGGCACUUGUAGGGCAACUCUUGAGGUAAGACAAGACUAACUAAAAGUCAAUGACAUUUUACGAUGACAAAAUUCCUGUCAGGCAAAGGGGGAAACCAAAGAAUAACUCCCGUAUGACAUUGGUCGAGGGACAGUUAAUAAAGAGUAUUUGGGAAAUGGAAACUCAUCUUGGACCAUGGCCAAGAGAAUGGUAUGUCAGUCUAGAAACACAGCAGACCCAAAAAAUGGAUACUUAUGGUAACCACAUUUCUGCAAUCAGUCAUUUGUAUCCAGGAAUUCUGAAGCACCCCACUCACAGUGGUUAUUCAAUUGAGUCUAACCUUAUGGAAAUGUAUUAUAUGACAUGAAAAAUCAUGUGUAGAUGGCUUAAAACUUGAAAUAUUCCUGAUAAUAUAACAACUAAAAUAUAAUU